AUGAGUGAAAUGCACAUAGUGGCUAUAUUGAUAUUGAUUUUCAAUCUUGGGUUCUAUAUUGCAACUAAACAGGUUGAAACCCAUUUAAUAUCAAUAAAAAGGAAUGGUUUAUUACAUGUACUCACGAGAAUGUUAAUGCUCGAGAUUAUCAAUUGUUUAUCCUCAAUUGUGCUUCAAAGCUGCUGGAGAUGGGAGGAAAGUUAUAAAGCUGCAGCCGAUGUUACAACUCAGAAAAUUGCAGGUAUUGUGAAUGUUCAGAAUUGGGAAAUGUAUUUUGGGCCAUUCGUUGGUCGAGCUUUAUAUUGUCAGGAUAAUCCGCCAGAUAUUAACAGGUCGAGGGAAUAG
Funneliformis mosseae is the source of this 345-nucleotide messenger RNA. Lineage: Eukaryota; Fungi; Glomeromycota; Glomeromycetes; Glomerales; Glomeraceae. The record is from the annotation of a GenBank genome assembly.